AUGUUGAUGCAGAAAUUGCCCGACAUCCUCAGGCAGGAGGUCGCCGGCAAGGGGCUGCUGGCGGUCAACGCGUUAGCGUGGUCAUUGGAGCAUCUGGACGACGUGCAUUGCAGCUACGAUCCGCUCAUCGUCGAGAACCCGAAGCUGGUCGGCUUGAAGGCGCUCCGACUGGAGCUGGUGCAGCACGUGGAGAAGUCCGCGUCGAACUCACGGGAGGCGGCGUCGACCGUGGGUCGUGGCAUCGGAACCGGCAUCGCUCUGGGUGGGGAGGCCGAGGAGGCUGCGGCGGGGUCGCACUCUGGCGGGCACGGGCCCACAGAUGGCGGCGAGGAGGAGCACGAGAGGGAGGACGGGGAGGGGGGCGGGGAGCAGGACAGGGGCUCGGACGAGGAGGGGGAGGACAAGGAGCGUGAGGAGGACAACGUGGUUGUCACCGGCAAAGUAGGGGCAGUACAGUUCGCCGGUGAGAAGGUUGCGGAUAAGAGCGGCGGCAGCGGACACAAGUCGGGCAAGAAGGCGCGGGGCAGCAGUGGCUCGACCCCGACUAGGAUUGCGUUAAAGGCGGCUGCUGAUCGUAUGAAGGCGGCGGAGAGGGAGAACAAGAAGCUGACGGAGGAGAAGCUGGUGGCGGAAAAGAGGUUGGAGUACCAGACGGCCCGGAUUGACGCGCUUUUCGGCGUGGUCACCGCGGCCGUGAACAAGCUCUCGACGGUCGCCGAGAGCGUGACCUCUCACGAGCAGACGUCGGGGAGGAGCCUCCAAACGGCGGUGGACGCUAUGAGGGCGGUCGUGCAGGAGGCGGUGAGCUAUCGCGGCUCCACCCUGGAAUUCAUGAACUCGCAGUGGCUGCCCACCGUGCGGGCCCUGCACUUGACAGCUACUGCUGCACAGUGUAGACGACAUGAGGACGACGUCCUGCUGUUGCGAGGUGCGGUCGACCAAGGAGCAGAGGCAGCGAACGUCACAGCGGCAACUGCAGGGCCGAGUGCCUCAACGGUGGAGGCGGCUGUGUGGAGAGUGGUGGAAGAGGCCGGCGGGGUGGACGAAGAGAUCCUCGCCAGCAUCAUGAUGCCGGACCGGGAAAUCGAGGUCAUGCGGGAAAAACUACAAGCAGCAGCUCUCACCGUGGGAGCGCAACAGGGUACACCCGCCGCCUCAACUGCUCCUGCGGAGGACCAUAUCGCGGCUGGCGCCAAAUCCCCCCCCGGCCACGACCGGCUGGCCACGUCGGAGAUAAAGUUUGGGAAGAAGAGCCGUUACAUCUGCCGGUCGAUGGACAAGUCCGAGGUCGCCUACUGCAUCGCUGUCGCCGUUUCGUCGUACGACGGCUUCGUCAGCGACGUGAUUCUGAACGAGUUCGGUGGGGUCAAGGAGGAUGUGAUGGCGCAGUAUAAGGCGGACUGGAAUGUGGCGCGAUUGAUUCCGGGGGGCAUGUGGACGGUCAUGUGGAGCCGAGGGGCGAACGUCUUCCGCGACAGGUUCCAAGAGGUGGUCGCGGAAUACAACAGGAUAACCGGCGCUGACCGCGCAGCUCUCAUGUUGGCUCUUCGCCCGGCGGUGUGGUUCGGCGACCUUCCGGAGUCGACCGAGCCCGAGAAGGCCGCGAAGAACAAGGUGGCGAGCGGCAUGAUCGCACACGUUUUGAUGUGUGCCGCCUUCGCACCUGUGGCCGCGAAAGUGACGCCCAUUCCGGGCGUUGGGUCGGAGCGGUUGUCCGAGAUCCUUGCCGGUACUGCGUGCGCGGUGUGGUGUUUUUCGGAGACCAAUGCCACGGCGGAAGUAGCGGCCGGUGAAGGGGGGGCGGCAGCAACCGUGCGCGGAGCGUCCAAAGAGUUCGCGAAGAGGUGUAAGAGCGUCAUCGAGGUGGUGCUUCAACGGGUGUCGUCCCGGAAGGUCGGCGUAGAAGAGGUCGCCGACACGGUGACGAAGGACUUGCAUGGCGCUGUGCUGAGGUCGCUACCUGAGGACGGCGACGAGCGCGACCACGUCGAUCUGAUCGCCCGUGUCAUGAUCGAGAACCUCGCCUUCUGGGGGGACUGCUGUCCUUCCUAG
Messenger RNA from Closterium sp. NIES-65, 2052 nucleotides. The record is from the annotation of a GenBank genome assembly. Lineage: Eukaryota; Viridiplantae; Streptophyta; Zygnematophyceae; Desmidiales; Closteriaceae.